AUGCCACCUGGGACAAGUGGUUAUGGAUCAUAUAUACCUAGUUUCACCAGACCCAUGUUUGGUGGAGAAAGAAACUAUGAAAUGCCAACAUCGUUGAUAGAGGUUUCGACAUUUUCUAAAAACAUGACCUCAGUGUUUUCACCGUACCAUAGGCCGGGACCUAUGGGGAACCAAUUUGGUCAUCCGACUGAGUUGAGAUUCCCAUCCAAAGAAAUGCCCACUUUCACCACAAGUUAUGCUGCUAUUAUGAGACAACAAAUGGAUGAAAGUAAUCAUGAGAUGGUCAAUAUGCUUACUCAACAAAUAGGUGCCAUACUUAGGCCAUUAAUCCAAAGUUUGACUCAGAGUUACCAACAAUUAGACACUUAA
Vicia faba (fava bean) is the source of this 369-nucleotide messenger RNA. NCBI's taxonomy places the organism in Eukaryota, Viridiplantae, Streptophyta, Magnoliopsida, Fabales, Fabaceae. The record is from the annotation of a GenBank genome assembly.